GCAGGGCGUCACAGCCUGGGGUGUAUACAGUGUGAGCUUUUUGCUUCCACUGGGAGGACUUCGGGAACAGUCUGCGUCCAGAGCUUCCAAGAGCUGCAAGUAUUUGCUGAAAUAUGCCUUCUAAGAUGAAAGCCGGGAAGGAUCUGCUCAUUUUUGCUGGUAAAUUUAUGUAUAGCUUUUGGGACACUUUAUUUCACUACAUAGUUCCAAGACCAAAGAAAAAUGUUGCUGGUGAAAUAGUCCUUAUAACAGGAUCUGGAAGUGGAAUUGGACGAUUAUUAGCCUUAAGAUUUGCCCAUCUAGGAGCUAUCCUUGUUCUCUGGGAUAUCAAUCCAGAGGGCAACCAGGAAACUUGUGAAUUGGCCAAAAAAGCUGGUACAUCAAGAGUAUAUACCUAUACCUGUAACUGCAGUGAUAGAGAAGAUAUCUACCGAGUAGCAGCUCAGGUUAAAAAAGAAGUUGGUGAUGUCACCAUCCUCAUUAAUAAUGCUGGAGUUGUAACAGGAAAACAGUUCCUUGAGAUUCCAGAUGAAUGUGUGGAAAAGUCAUUUGAUGUGAACUCCAAAGCACAUAUCUGGACUUACAAAGCCUUCCUUCCUGCUAUGAUUACUAAUAACCAUGGACACUUGGUUUGCAUUUCAAGUUCAGCUGGAUUAAUUGGUGUAAGUAAGCUAUCGGAUUAUUGUGCAAGUAAAUUUGCAGCCAUUGGAUUUGCUGAGUCCAUAUUUUCAGAACUGUAUGCCCAAGGAUAUACUGGGAUUAAAUCAACCAUUGUUUGUCCAUUUUUUAUAAAAACUGGAAUGUUUGAAGGUUGUACUACUGAAAAUCCUCUCCUGUUGCCAAUUCUAGAGCCAGAUUAUGUAGUCAAUAAGAUAAUGAAUGCAAUUCUGGAAGAACAAGUUUACCUGUUUAUGCCACGAUUUCUAUACUUCGUGUUAUUUUUAAAAAGCUUUUUGCCAACCAAGGUGGCAUUGGUUCUAUGUGAAUACUUGAAAAUCUUUGAGGUAAUGAAUUGCUUCACAGGACGAGUAAAGAAGGAUUGAAAACCAAACUCUAAGGAAGAUGUCACUUAGAAAUCCAAAUCCAGCACUGCCAAAUAUUUGUUAUUUCAGUGAAGAAAUGACUAAUGCUAUUUGACACAAUUUCUGAAUACCAGUAAAAUAUAUAUCUUACUAUCUAGGCUAUAUUUAGCUUUACCUAAUUAGUCUACUACCUACCUAGCCUGAAAUGUAUAUGUAUAUAUGUAUAUAUGUGUGUAUAUAUAUAUAUAUAUAUAUAUAUAAUAUGGGGGGUUUUUUCCUAUUCUAGGAAUGGUUAGAUAUUUUACUUUUCAAAAAUCUAAGCCCAAUCUUGACAUGCCAUUUGCACUGUCUUUGGGUGGGCAGGGGAAGAGGGAGGAUAUUAGUUAGACAUCCUAUUCUUAGUGAUUCUUUCCCUUAUCCAAAUCUUUGGGUGACUUGAAGAAAGAUUCCAUGUGAACCAAGCAGCUUCUGGCUAUAGUGGGAAAACUAAAGGUUGUAGGAUUGGCUAAGGUCCAGGAUGUAUUUACAUAGGUGUCACCAUACCUACUCCCCUAACCAUUUUCCCUUUUUCAGCUUACUUACCUUUUGAAUAGAGAAAGUUAGUCUCUCAUCCUCUCCUCCCAGAGCAGUAGCACCAGGAUACCAUCUAUCUGCUCAUCAGAAAAUCACCUUACCUAAUCACCUGAGGUACAGCUGAGUUUCAGAUACAUUCAACCACACAAUUCUAGCUACUUCACAUUAUGUACAUUUGCAUAAUCUUAGAAAGUUCCCUUAGGUAAACACCUCUAUUUUUCCAGAAAAGGGAUCAGAAAGAGUUACUGCCCUCCACUCCAGAAAUGAACCUCAUGGAAUAAGAUUCAAGCUUUUCCAUAGGGCAGUUUCAGAAAACCAAUAUUGCUUUAGUUUCUUUACUGUUCUAAAAUAAUCCUGGAGUUAAUCUGUCAUAUUUAUAAUGUUUGAUCUACUAGAUCAAUCUAGUAUUUGCAAAUUAGCAUUUAAUUUUUUUCCAGAGAAUAGAAAAUUUGUAUAUCCUCAUAAUCUCCAAUAGUGUUAUGCUGUUCAGUUGAUUGUAUUUUUACAACUUAAUCAUCAGUUGGCAAGGUACUUUUCUCCUUUGAAAUUAACUAUGAAAGCAAGACUAAAAAUUGUGCCUGUAUUUGAAACUGCUCUCCAAAUUUCCAAACUUCUUUACCAUGAGGAAAUCUUUACAAGUCAGCUAUUUGUUGGUGGUACCUGCAAGACAACUGUGGAAAACCUGUUUUAAGUUCUUUUCAUCCCUUCCCCCCCAACCCCAACUUUUUUUUGUGAGAAGGAAUGAGAAAUGUCCUAAAGGACCCUUAGUAAGAUGACAAGAUGAAAAUAUUUGAAAAUCAAUGGUCCUCCAUCAGUGCUAUGGGAGUCCUUGGGUAGGUAGGAACUUAAUUGCUCCCUGAUUAUGGUUUGUAAAGCCUUAGCUUUUUGCAACUUGCACAAUAAACCUAUAUCUUCAUGUAUUUGUA
Vombatus ursinus (common wombat) is the source of this 2521-nucleotide messenger RNA. Its product is annotated as epidermal retinol dehydrogenase 2-like. Bases 114 to 1043 code for a protein of 309 amino acids. Gene Ontology annotation, biological process: retinal metabolic process; retinol metabolic process. Gene Ontology annotation, molecular function: all-trans-retinol dehydrogenase (NAD+) activity. Gene Ontology annotation, cellular component: lipid droplet. Lineage: Eukaryota; Metazoa; Chordata; Mammalia; Diprotodontia; Vombatidae. The record is from RefSeq and is a predicted model, not a curated record. The transcript is spliced from 7 exons.